UUUGAAGCGGGGCGCAAUUAAACACAUCCAAUUCCCCCGUGAAACUGUCAGCAUUUGAGUAUUCAGUGCAAGCCUAACUUUUUAAAAAUUGCACGGCGGACUGAAAGUGUCAGGGUUUGGUGUUUGCAGCACGCCCUUUGAAUGGAUUUUCAUCUUCUACUGAUAAGACCAGCCGGUGACGAUGGAGAUUAGUGGUCUCCCACUGGAGUUGUGGCGCCUGAUUCUGGCCUAUUUACCUCUCCCAGACCUGGGUCGCUGCUGUGUCGUGUGCAGAGCCUGGUAUGAACUGAUUAUCAGCCUGGAUAAUACCCGAUGGAGACAGCUGUGUCUUGGAUGCAGUGAGUGCAAACACCCAAAUUGGCCGAAUCAACCUGAUGUUGAGCCUCAUUCUUGGCGGGAGGCUUUUAGGCAACACCAUUUAACUUCAAAAAUCUGGACUAGAAAUGCUCAAGACCUGGAAUCCUCAAAUUGCUUGUAUUUAUUUAGGAGGAAGAAGGAUAGAAAAACUAUAUUUGUAGGUCCAGCAAGUGAACAUGUAAACCUCAGGAGUGCCUUAGCAGUUGCCAAUGUGUAUGAUAAGAUCAUUAUUUCACCUGGAGUAUAUGAAGAACAGAAUGAGGUGACAUUGAAGGUCCCGGUGGAAAUAAUUGGACAGGGAAAGCUAGGAGAUGUGGCACUCCUUGUUAGCUUUGAUCAACACUGUCCAACUGCACGACUAUGCAAUCUGGUCCUCAUGCCUGCAUGGUUCACACCUAUUGUGUACAAGACAAUGUCCGGCCAUGUCCAAUUUGACAACUGCAAUAUAGAAAAUGGGCAGCUGCAGAUCCACGCCCCUGGAACCUGUCAAGUGAGGUUUUGUACUUUCAGCCAGUCUAGCAUCAGUUUCCACAACGUUGCUCUCAGUAUAAUUGAAAACUGUGAGUUCAAUGGAAGUGAGAGCACAUCGGUGACUGUAGAGGGCUCCGGUCUGACUGAGAGAAACUGGGCCUGCAAACACCUGGCCGUGGCUGCCAAAUCCAACUCUCUUUUGAAUGUGCCAAGCCAAGCACUUUCAAAUGCUUGUAGCUCUGAAAAUCAUUGUCAGCAUUCAUCGAGCAGCUUUAGAACAUUUGAACUGAACGAUAAUGUGACUGGUUCACGCCAUGCUUCAGCCUCCAAACAAAAUUUCCAGAAACCCUGCAUGAGAGAUGGUCAGUGUAAUGGAGAAGGAUGCAUUACAAAACGGAGUCCUUGUGAGGGGGACGUCAUUACCUUAGAGACUGAUUACAGUGACAGUGAAAUGAGCACAUGCAGUGAGAAUGAAGAUGAUGAGCAAUCUGUAUAUAAACUCUCUUACCAAUCCCAUGGUCUGAGUCGCCUUUUGGCAAGGACCAAUCCGUUUAGGUCUCAAAAAAAGGGAACUGACCUCUUGCAAAUGGAUUUGGAAUUAAAAACUCUGCAAAAGGAGCUACAGAAGGAUAAAGAGGCUCAGGUUCUUGCCAGCAGCCUACAUGGCUGCUUAAUCCGGAAGUGCCUGUUUCGGGAUGGAAAAGGUGGUGUGUUUGUCUGCAGUCAAGGACAAGCUAGACUGGAAUGUAAUAUCUUCAGAAAUCUGAGUUAUGCUGUGCGAUGCAUCCAAAAUGCCAAGAUUAUAAUGAUAAGGAAUGAAAUUAGUCAAUGCAAAGCAUCAGGAAUCUUUUUACGAUUGGCAGCAGGUGGUUUAAUCGCAGACAACAACAUCCACUCCAAUUCUGAAGCUGGUAUCGAUAUCCGGAAAGGAGCUAACCCUUUGAUACUGUGCAACCAGAUUCACAGUGGCCAUCGCUCAGGAAUUGUUGUGCUCGGGAAUGGAAAAGGAAUCAUUCGCAGUAAUCGGAUCUAUGGAAAUAAAGAAGCUGGCAUCUACAUUUUGUAUAAUGGAAACCCUGUGGUGAGUGGGAAUCACAUCUACCAAGGACUUGCCGCAGGUGUUGCAGUGAAUGAAAAUGGAAGGGGCCAAAUAUUAGAAAAUAUUAUACGUGAGAAUCAUUGGGGAGGUGCAGACAUUCGGCGAGGAGGAGAUCCUGUUCUGCGAAAGAAUCUUAUCUGUUACGGUUAUUCAGAUGGUGUUGUUGUGGGCGAGCGAGGGAAAGGCUUAAUAGAAGGAAAUACCAUUUAUGGCAACAAGGGUUGUGGUGUGUGGGUCAUGUCCUCUAGUCUCCCCCACAUUGCCAAUAACCAAAUCAGCCGCAACAACAUCUAUGGAGUGGCUGUCUUCUGUCGUAAAGAUGAUGUAAAUGACUACCUCAACAAUCAAGGAGGCGAUGAAAAUUUCAAUGACGAGGGGGAGAUCAUCAACUGGGAAAAUGACUUUGACAGUGAUGAAGAGCGAUACACAUCACACAAACCAAUCACUGUGGCGUUGAUUGAGUUUAACAACAUCAAUCAUAACGGUGCUGCUGGACUCUACAUAAAAAGCAGUGAGACGCUCAACAUAAUAGCCAAUGCAGUCCAUGCCAACCAUGACAAUGGGAUUGCUGUUUAUCAGAGCAGUCAAUUCACCCACAUCACAAACAACAGCAUCACCUGCAAUAGUGUAGGUGGAGUUCUUGUAGAAGCAGGAUGCAAAGUUGAACUUCGGGGGAAUGGUAUCUAUGACAACAGCAGCCAUGGUGUUACCUCAAAGGGAGAAGGGACUGUCUUGGAGAAUGACAUCCUGGGAAAUCAUGGAUAUGGUCUACAGCUACUUGAGAAUGCAGACAUGAAGGUGACCAAGAACAGAAUUCAAUCUCUUCAUGACUAUGGGAUUGCCAUCUUGGACCAAGCUAAGGGAACAGUGCAAGAAAAUCAAAUCUUUAGAGGAAAAGUAGGGAAGACCAUUUUGGAGAAAACAGAAAACCCAGAGAAGUGUACUGUACAAAGCAAUGAAAUUUUAGCCUGCAACAAAAAUUCUUGCAGAUCUGGCAUAGCCUGGAAACUGGACAAUCCUCCAGCAAGGCCACUUGUUGAUGGAUCAAAUCGAGCCACCUCCAUGGUCCAGACUCGUCAAAGAGUUGCAUCCAUGACGACUCGAAUAGCUGCAAGGGUUGAAGGGGGCUGCCAUGACAAUGGCAGCAUUUUCUGUUCCAUUCUUUAAUGAAUGAAAAUCAGCACUGGUACAGAUGUGCCACAAAAAGCAAUUUAAUGCCUCAAUUCCUGUAUCAAUUAUGUUUUAAGUGAUGGAAAAGAAAUUGGGGCAUGUAUUUUGUUAUUUCACUUCUUUACAGGUGAUCUUGCAUAUAAUCAAAUGAACGCAACAAUUAUUGGCAACUUCGAUUUGGAGUUUAAUAACAUGAUGCAGUUCUCUAAUAGAAGUUUAGAUCUGCUUAUUAAAGUUCCUAGUUUCGUACUCCCUGUCUGCAUGAUUAACAGCUGCCAAUCUUAUCCAUGUAUUUUCACUCAAUGAUGCAGUGUAAUGAGGGAUAUUUGUUCAUGCAGAUCUGAACCUGAAUGAUUUCUGAACUGACAUCUACACAGAAACCAGAUUUCUCCAAGAACCACAAUGAAUGGUUAAGUAUGGAAUUUCAUCAGUUUGAGAAGCUAAUGUCCCGUUUCAUUUAUAGUCAAACUGAUUUCUCUUUGUGAACUAGUACUGAACUUCUCCAAAAGUUUUAUCUUUUGAGUAAAAGAACAUUUCAAAUCCUGGUUAUGGUUAUUUUAUCUUUCUUCAUGGGAUGAUUCUGGGAAUGCCAGAAUUUAUUAUCCACCCCCAGUUGCCCUUGAGAAGAUGAUGAUGGUGGUGGUGGUGAUGAGCUACUGUCUUGAACUACCACAGUCCUUGGAAUGUUGGGAAGGGGUUCUGGGAUUCUGACUGUGACAGUGAAGGAGUAGUAAUAUUCUUCUAAAUCAGGAUGGUAAAUGGCUAUGUAGUUUGUGGUUUCCCCCUACAGCUGCUGCCAUAGUUGUUCUUAGGUGGUACAGGUCAUAGAUUUGGAAAGUGCUAUUGGAGCAGCCUUGGUGAGUUAAAUUCAUUGCAUCCCUAGUGAAGGGAGUGAAUGCUGGUGUUGGAUGGGGUGCCAAAUAAAACAGGCUUUAUCUUUUUGCUAAGCCACUUGGAUGUUGUUGGAGCUGCACUCCUCCCUGCAGUGGCGAGUAUUCCAUUAUACUUGCCUGAUUUGUACUUGUAUUAAACUAGGCCUAGUUCACAGCUUUAUGGAAAUGGUAGAAUGAAGGAUUGUCAGCCCAUGAGGUUACAGAUUGUGACUGAGUAUAAUUCUGCUGCUGAUGGCACACGGUGCCUCAGAUUCCUGGUUUUAAGUUGGUUUGAUAUCUGUCAACAACACAGUGGA
Chiloscyllium plagiosum (whitespotted bambooshark) is the source of this 4286-nucleotide messenger RNA. It is a transcript of the gene fbxo10, whose product is annotated as F-box protein 10. Gene Ontology annotation, biological process: regulation of apoptotic process; ubiquitin-dependent protein catabolic process. Lineage: Eukaryota; Metazoa; Chordata; Chondrichthyes; Orectolobiformes; Hemiscylliidae. Gene Ontology annotation, molecular function: protein binding. The record is from RefSeq and is a predicted model, not a curated record.